UCUCAAUCACUGAACUGUCUGAAUUCAGCUGCACUUGCAGUUAACAAAAAAGGGUGCAGUGUAAUCUUCUCCAUACCUCCUCUAUUAUUUUGUUCAGUGUGAAGAUGCAGGCUGCUGCACUUUUGAUGUGCCUUCUGGGCUACACUCUGGCUGCCCCAGCCCCAGAGAGUGGCAGCAGUGAGCAAAUUGCAGCCCAUGCCAACACUGCUGUGCAGUUGAUGGAGCUGUACAGGAUGCUAGGCAGGCAGGGACUUGGAGCAGAUGUCCCAGCACUACCUGUGGCACCAGCCGAGGCCCAAAUGGCACCAUUGUUCAGUCAGCCAGCAGCUCCUCUAAACUCUGAUGAGGAGGAGGAAGGGCCUCAGGUUGCCUUAGGUGCUGCCCCCGCAGCCCCCCUGAACUCUGACGAGGCGGAGGAGACGGAGGGUGCGGAGGCCGAGGGUGCAGAGGCCGAGCCCGCCGCUGAGGCUGGAGCCGAAGCUGCUGCCCCAGACGCCGCAGCGGCCCCCGCUGAGCCCGUCGUGGUGGAGGUGGACGUCGCCGCAGCUCCCGUCGAUGCUGCCGCUGCCCCCGCCGGCCCCAUGGUGGAGGUGGACGUCGCUGCUGGCCCCGUGGCUGUGGAGGUUGACGUGCCUGUUGCCGUGGACACCGCCGUUGCCGUGGAUGCCGCUGCCGCCGACGCCGUCGCCUUGGCCUCCGCUGCCGUGGCGGCUGUGGACCCCUCCCUCCAGGGCGCCCCACUGGCAGUGGAGAUUGACACCAACCCGGCCCCAGCGGCAGUCCUGUAGAUGGGGACUCAGCACACCGGGCGUCCUUCCGAGCUCCCACCUGAGACCAGUCGGCCUCAAGGGUGGGCUGCAGCAAAGAUGACAUAAGCCGGGAGCCUUUGGAUAAAUGCAUGUGAAUCUGAACCUCAUGCAAUGUUUGACACAGUAGAUUAAAUGGCUAUAGGGCAUUUGCUAUGGGACCUUGGAAAGGACUCUGUGAUUCGGUGGUGCUGUCCUACAGUCUAGAUUUGAUGACCUUUCACCUUCUGUAACCACCCUUCUCUUUCUGCAAAUAAAUA
This is a messenger RNA of Alosa sapidissima (American shad), 1066 nucleotides long. RefSeq names its product enamelin (gene enam). The record is from RefSeq and is a predicted model, not a curated record. The coding region runs from base 105 to 788 and encodes 227 amino acids. The transcript has 8 exons. Lineage: Eukaryota; Metazoa; Chordata; Actinopteri; Clupeiformes; Clupeidae.